This is a messenger RNA of Tigriopus californicus, 3983 nucleotides long. Its product is annotated as zinc finger SWIM domain-containing protein 5-like. Gene Ontology annotation, cellular component: Cul2-RING ubiquitin ligase complex. Lineage: Eukaryota; Metazoa; Arthropoda; Copepoda; Harpacticoida; Harpacticidae. The transcript has 11 exons. Gene Ontology annotation, molecular function: zinc ion binding. The record is from RefSeq and is a predicted model, not a curated record. The coding region runs from base 190 to 3714 and encodes 1174 amino acids.
GGGAUGAAAGGGGGAUUAACAGCACCUCUCUCGAUCAUGCAAGAAAAAUAUUAGUUGCCACAGAGACUUCAAAGAAAAUGAGACGCCAGUGGAAGGUUUCAGACAGAUUCAGUUAGUGGGGAGCUCGAUCAGCUCGAUCCAUUGGAUUUCCCGCAGUACAAAUAGGCAAUUCGUGUGUGUUUUUCCACCAUGCUCAAUCCACAGCAGCUCAAUCAGACCCGCUCCAUGUCCAAGAGGCAUAAGCGAAAAUCCCCCAGUGAAGUUCGGACUGCCAAAGCCAUGCCCAAAGUGAAUCCUCAAUCACUUUUGGAUAUCUGUGCCAAGUGUGUAGCUCAGAAGAUUCCUUUUCAGCAGAUCGAGGAGACCUAUGAUCGAAUCCCCGAACCGGUCCAACAACGGGUUAUUUUCUGGUCAUUUCCACGAAACGAGAGGGACAUUCGUAUGUACUCUUCACAGGCCCAGGUCCCUUCCAGUUCUCAAGAAUAUCACAACUCCCCGUUCUGUCGAGGGAUCAAAUUGUUGGAACAAGGGUGUGUGCAAGAUGUGCUACAAGUCGGUUUCCAUCUAAGCGGAGUCAUAGGAAUCCCAUCCCAAGUGUCACUCGCUACGCAGGGUCUCAUUCAUCUCGAUAAAACCUACAAAGUCUCCAUGAGUUUUGACAGAUGCAAGAUAACUACAGUCAAUUGCAAUUGUGAUGCCAAGGACAUAUUUUGGUGUGCUCACGUGGUCGCUUUAUCUUUAUUUCGAAUUCGACAUCCGGACAAGGUUCAAUUGCGAGUUCCAAUCUCAGAAACCUUGCUCCAAAUGAAUAGGCAACAAUUACAAAAAUUUGUGCAGUAUUUGAUCUCUUCUCAUCACACCGAGGUGCUGCCAACGGCGCAAAAACUGGCCGACGAAAUUUUGCAGCAACGAUCCGUGAUCAAUCAAAUCUGCGGGGCGCCUGAUCCAACUGCGGGUGCAGCCAUUGACGAUGACAGCGCUUGGCAUUUGGACGAGGCCCAAAUUCAAGAUCAGGUCAAGUCGUACUUGUCGCAAGGCGGAUAUAGCAAUAACAGUCGGCAAUUGGGUUCCAUGUUUGCCAAAGUCAGAGAAAUGCUCAAAGCCAAAGAUUCCAAUGGAACCAGAAUGUUGGCUCUCAUGACCGAGCAAUUCCUCUCCGAUCCAAGAUUGGUGUUAUGGAAAUCUCAAGGGAGUCCCAUGACCGACAAAUGUCGUCAGUUGUGGGAUCAAUUAGGAUCACUUUGGGUCACUAUUGUAUUGAACCCAUCUUUGGACGGAUCCGAGAAGAAGCAAUUGAAAUCUCAACUCCUGAAAUGGUCGAAACUGGGAGUUUGUCCCACCGAAGACCCCGACUACCGAACCAAUAGCUCUAAUUCCAAUUCCCAUCGGUCCGAUAUUAUUCAAGCUAACUGGCCAAACGACGAGCAAGAAAUUGAGUCGAUGAAACAUCCAAUCCUUGGCCCUAACCCCAUGAUCUCAAGUUCCCGACAAAAGAAGGAUCUACCUCGAACCAUUUUUCACAAAGCACUCGAUGCCCUAGACAUGACAUGGAAUCAUCCAGGACUGACACUCAUUCUCAACCACGAUUCACCUCCUACCAAACAUAUCGAAGACCUAGAUUUCAACGAAAAAGGUCAACUCAUCUGGCAAGAACAUAUUCCCACUGCGUGUGCCCGAAUUGACGCGCUGCAUUCUCAUGGAUCCAGUCGAGAAUCCCUUCGAUUGGCUGUGGCCGUGGUGCGGGCCAUGAAAUUCAACCAAAACCACGCCCAAUCACAAUGGAAGAAACACCAAGGCUCCAUUAUGAAGAAGCUCACUCAUAGUGGUGUCGCUCGUCAACCGGGUUAUGCGGCUUGGGAAGGUUGGAUAGGACACCCACUCAAUCCGAUUGGCUGUGUCUUUGACAUCCUGGCUGGGGCCUGUUUGAGCCGUGAGCAGCACGUCCAUUUGCACCAACACGCUCAUCACCUUGAUCUGAACAAUAGCUCGGACGAGAUUUCGGCUCAUUCUGAGAACAACCGGGAACCGUUCCGAUAUCGCCGUGUCUACAUUCCAGGCCAGAGAUCGAAACGAGAGACCUACAUGUCAUUGGCUUUGGAGUGCGCUCUGAUUGGCUUGGGGCAACAACGGGUCAUGCCGGUUGGGCUUUACUCGCAAGAAAAGGCCAGUCGGCAAGAGGAGAGCUUGAUCCAUCGACUGACGCGGAUCGAAAUGGAUUCCAAUCUGGUGCAAGUGUUGUGUAAUCAGACCAAAUCACUCUUGGAUAUGGGUCCUUCGAGUGGUCUGGGUUUAGGGAUUCACACGGAAUCCUACCCAAUGCACACAUUCGCCAAGUUUUUGUUCCUGUCGAUCUUGCCGUUCGAUAACGAUCUCUCAUUCACCGUGGGACUUCGGGCGAUGCGAUUACCCAUUUUGGAAAGUUUGAACUCUCCCAUGGACCAAUCUGGCCAUGAGGAGCGCCAAAACGAUCCAACUUUCGCCAUAAGUCGUUUUCCACGAUGGUUCACUUUGGGACACAUUGAGGCGGAACAAAGCACAUUGGCCUCAACCAUGCUCCAUGCCGCCAAAGGUGAUCUCAUUCAACUGAGAACGGUCAUGGAAGUGUCCCAACGGAGUAUUCACUCUUCCACUCAUCUAUUCAAGCUGGCUCAGGAUGCAUUCCGUUACGCACUUCCCGCCCAAUCGCCCACCAAUGUCGCCAAUCAAGACAGUUCUGCUCAACGCAACCCUGCCUUAUUGGACGUGGCACUUCAGUUGGGACUCCAAGUGUUGCAAAUCACGCUCACUUCCCUGAACUGGAGGCGGCGCGAUCUUGUUCGAUGGUUGGUGACUUGUGCCACGGAGGUGGGCUUCGAAGCCUUGCUGACACUGCUUCAAAAUUGGCAUCGCUAUUUCACCCCCACUGAAGCGUCGGGAACGAUUGCUACUUCUGUGAUGUCUCAUGCGACCAUUGUGCGAUUGGCCCUCAAUUUCACGCAACAGGAGGAAAUGGCUAGUUGCGCACGUACUUUGGCGCUCCAAUGCGCGCAUGAGGAUCCAUCCGGUUGUAGUUUGAAUGCUUUAACGAUUUGUGAGAACGAACCUAUCGCGUUUGAAACUGCCUACCAAAUUGUGGUGGAUGGUGCAGAUAAUGCCAUGACCGCAUCGCAAUUGUUCACCAUCGCUCGUUACAUGGAGCAUCGCGGGUAUCCACAUCGCGCUUACAAGUUGGCUCUUUUGGCAUUGCGCUCAGUGAAGGUCCUAUACAACCAGGACACACAUCCCGCCAUUAAUGAUGUCCAUUGGACGUGCGCCCUAUGCUUGUCUCUGUCCAAGACGGACCUCUCGGCGUUCGUCGACCUCGUGGUCAAGAAUGUUCAAUGUGCGUCGGUUCUUUCGGAUAUUCUCCGCCGUUGCACCAUUCCACCAACACUCGGUUCCGUGAAGCUUUCGAAACGGAUGGCUCCUGUAUCCGCCGAAGUCAUUGACAAACCCCCCUUGAGCGACCUCCUUGAAGCCACGAUCGCCGCCUUUGUGACAACGACUCAUUCUCGACUUAGUAGCAUUUCUCCACGGCAUUACACCGAAUUCAUCGAUUUCCUUUGCAAGGCUCGUGAUACUUUCAUGCUUUGUCCAACGGGUGCAGUUCAGUUUCAGCAAUUGGUGGAGAACAUGAAACUGGCUUACAAAGGAAAGAAGAAGCUCAUUGCCCUAGUCAAGGCAAGAUUCGGAUGAUUAUUGAUCUCUGCACCACCCGAUUCAAAACCGAAACUACUCAAUUCCUGUCCCAGUGAUCUCGCUAGAAACUUAUGAAUGUACGAAGUGACGUUGCUUUCAAUCUCGGACCGAGAACGAAUGUAUUCGUAGUAGAAAUUAAGAAGAAAAAAAACCCUUCUUUAGCUCGCUAAAAGGCAGCUAGAAGCUGACUGGUUACUUGGCUUUAAUCAAUUCAAUCAUUGAUGUGAUAUUUGUUAUGCAUAGAAAUAAAAGCUGUCCUUGUCCAA